GCCGAUUAUGCUCCUCACACAAACUCCCAUCCCGCCCUCUAACCUCAACCCCAUUCAUACACCCAGGCCUCCGACACCUCGCAUGCGCCAGACAAUACCGCGAACCCCCAUUAGCAGCAGCCGGCUCCGCACACCCUUCCUGACCACAAACGUGGGCACGGCAGUAAGGCGACAGCGGCAGGUUGAGGUUGAGCCCGCCGAGCAUCAUCAUCGUCUGCGAGAGGACGACGGUCGCGCGGAGCUGCUGGCACCCGGGAGCAGAACAGUUGUGGUCCGUACAGAAGUGGCCGAGGGCAGAACGCUCGUUCUGGCAGCUGCGGUAGAUGCAGGUGUGGUCUACGCAGAGGGCGCCUCCUUCGAUGACGCGGGCGUCGCAGCCUGCUCUGCGGCAGCGAGUUGCCAAGUCUGGAGGAUGAAAAGUCAGUUUGGUUCGGUUUCGGGAGGACACGGAGGAACAGCCCAGUCGGAGGCGUAGGGGGCAAAAGACGCGGACAUGCCAAAGCCCUUUCAGAAGACAGAAGUAAAGGGGGAGAAAACACUCACGCUCUUCACACGUAUCCCUCACAUUCUCCCCAUCGAAAUGUCGAAACCGCUCACAUCCAGGCGUGCCACAAAUCCUAUGCCGAUCACAGAAAUCCCCAAUCCCCCCUUCCCUCUCACAAUCACGUCGAGCACACGUAUGCCUCACACACCAAUUCCCCAACCACCGCCUCUCCCAGCACCCCUCCCUAUCACACUCAUGCCUCUUACAAUACCGUCCCGCCGCGCCCCCCGCGUCCGCCAUAUGCGCCGUCUUGACCCUGCCACAGCCCCUGUCCUCACAUGUAUGCGUUACGCACGUACCCUCGGUGCCCGCCACCCGUCCGUUGUUACACGGCGG
Colletotrichum phormii is the source of this 880-nucleotide messenger RNA. RefSeq lists its product as uncharacterized. The record is from RefSeq and is a predicted model, not a curated record. Lineage: Eukaryota; Fungi; Ascomycota; Sordariomycetes; Glomerellales; Glomerellaceae. The transcript has a single exon. The coding region runs from base 8 to 475 and encodes 155 amino acids.